Sparassis crispa is the source of this 981-nucleotide messenger RNA. Its product is annotated as polysaccharide lyase family 14 protein. Lineage: Eukaryota; Fungi; Basidiomycota; Agaricomycetes; Polyporales; Sparassidaceae. The record is from RefSeq and is a predicted model, not a curated record. The transcript has 6 exons. The coding region runs from base 1 to 981 and encodes 326 amino acids.
AUGCAUCAUUUAGCACUUCUGUUCGCGCUUGUUCGCUUCGCAAGUGCUCAAACUUCGUCCCCCACGGCGAUUGCGUCCCAUUACUCUCUCUCAAGCAGCACAAGUCUCAAGAUGCCAACUGCCACUCUCGCACCCUCCUCUGCUUCAGCAUACAUCACAUCCACUUGGUCCGUCCAGGGUAACAUCGACGGAGCAGCUGAUCUCGCGUUCGUGCCAGACCCAUUUCCCUCUACCACGUCCUCUGCGACUUCUACCGCCAAGACGACAGCCAAAACGACCGCAAAAUCUACGUCGAAGUCGACCUCGACGCCUACUCCGACUCCUACCCCCGUCUUGCGAGUGACCUACCCCAAUGGGAGCUUCUCGCACCCGGGCACAGCAGGUGCCCAAUUUUACUCGUACUGGUCGCCGCCAGCGGGUAAGCAAUGGCAGUCGAUGCUUCUCGCGUACGACGUUGCAUUCGAUACCAACUUCACGUGGGUGCUUGGCGGGAAGCUGCCUGGGCUCCGUGGCGGUGCGAACACCUCGAGUUGUUCAGGUGGAUCUGCAGCAAAUGGUUCGAACUGCUUCACUUCACGACUAAUGUGGAGGACGGGUGGUGCUGGUGAAGUAUACUCUUACUUCCUGUUGCCCAAUGGUACUUGUACAAACUCCCACUUUAUAUGCAAUUCGGAUGGAUAUGGUACAAGUAUUGAUCGCGGAUCGUUCAAUUUUAACGCUGGACAAUGGAAUCGCAUAUCCUUGCUCGUACGGAUGAAUAGUCCUGUGAACGUUACUAACGGUCAGGUGGCACUGUACCACAACGACGUGCAAGCAAUCUCGGAGAGCAGUUUGCAAUACCGCAACAACUCAGCAGUCAACAUCGGUGGAAUAUUCUUCUCGACAUUCUUCGGAGGCAGCACCUCGUCGUGGGCUCCGCCAAAUACGACCCACUCUUACUUCCGCAACUUCCAGCUGUGGGGUAGUACUGCGCCGGCGUGA